CCUAGUUUUCCAAAAUUUGCUCCUCAUCCCAUAUACGUAAUCGAAACUGAUAAAUAAAUCGGAAUAAAGAAAAGCGGGUCGAGUCCGACAGAGAGUCGGUGGAUGAGAAAAAAGGAAAGCUCACUGCGAGGGGGAAAAGAAACACUCUCUUAUAUCUCUCUUCGUUCUCUGAUUUUCCGGCGAAUCUCCGGCGACAUUGUUACCGGAAUGUCAGAUUUCGGUGAUUCCUGCGCUUGCCUUCUCUAUCACCUUUUUUUGGAGCGCUCCGUCGCUUUUUGUGUCUGAAAACUCCAUUUCUUGUUUUGAAAAAGAGCGAGAACUUUGCUGCCUGUUUGUGUGUACACAUGGUUGGAGGUCAGCAUUGAAAGUUUAUUCUCUAUUACGAGUGACGAUUUCGGAGUCUCUGCAGUGCUUCGUUUUACGGUUCUGUCCUUCCGAAGUGUCCUCCGAUCUCGAUUUUCGAAGGUAUUGAGAUGAAUGGCACUUCUCGGAAUGGCAAAAAUUGCAAUUUCGAUAAAACAUAUCCAGGAUGCUUGGGAAGAAUGGUGAACCUCUUUGAGUUGAACAUUGGGGUGCCCGCAAACAAGCUUCUCACUGAUAAACCUCGUAGUGACGGUUCCCCUGUCUCAAGGAGCAGAUCAGAUGUAUCAAGUUUGAGUAGUCCUUCAGUUGAUCAAAUAGAAGACAAAGUGAUUGUAUCUGAGUUUAGAAACACCUCUUCAAACAGAAAAUCAAAUGUAACGCCUAUGAAGAUGCUCAUUGCACAAGAGAUGUCCAAAGAAGUGGACUCCAGACGAAGUCCACCUAAUUUAGUUGCGAAAUUAAUGGGUCUUGAUGCCUUUCCACAACAGGAACCUGACUCAGGGAUGCAAAGAAGUAAUUUUAAAGGUCAUCAUGGAUUUCACUCAGAGAUACCUACAAGCAACUGGGAGCAAAAGAAUGGAUUCUUUCACUAUGUAGAGCCAAAUGAAUACAAAGAUGUCUACGAAAUAUGGCAGCGGUCACAGAAAUUUACACAUAAAGGAAGAUAUGAUGAAACUGCACAUGACGAAAAAAUGGCUCUUGUUCGUCAGAAGUUUUUUGAAGCAAAACGCCUGUCUAUGGAUGAAAAACUUCGCCAGUCUAAACAAUUCCAGGAUGCAUUAGAAGUUUUGAAUUCCAACAAAGACUUAUUUCUGAAGUGUCUGCAAGAACCAACUUCAGUAUUUUCUCAGCAACUUCACAAUCUGCAGUCUAUUCCUCCUCCUCCUGAGGCAAAGCGUAUAACUGUCCUUAAACCUUCAAAGACGACAGGUGGUAACAACUUUGCUGGAGCUGGGAAUAAAGAAGGAAAACAAAUGAAGAAGGGCUCCUUUGUUCAGCCGGAUGGUUCAGAGAAAAGCCAUCUGGGAAGUUCCCCUCCAGCAAGUUGGAAGAAUUAUGAAAAUCCCACCCAACCAACUCGAAUCGUAGUUCUAAAACCAAGCCUGGGGAAAAUACAUGAUGACAAGGCUGUGGGUUCCCCACAGUACCAAUCAGCACGUAUACAUGGUCAAGACUUUUUUGGGGAUGUAGAAGACAAUGAGAAUCAGGAAUCAAGAGAAGUUGCAAAAGCAAUCACACAACAAAUGCGGGAAAAACUUGGUCGGCACCAUAGAGAUGAAACCUUGAUUUCAUCAUUGUUUUCUAAUGGCUAUGUUGCUGAUGAAAGUUCAUUCAAUAAAUCAGAAGUUGACUAUCCAGCUGGUAAUCUCAGCGAUUCAGAAGGAAUGUCGCCUGUAUCUAGGCACUCUUGGGAUUAUGUUAAUAGGCAUGGUAGUCCAUACUCAUCCUCCUCAUUUAGUAGAGCAUCUUAUUCUCCGGAAUCGUCAGUUUGCAGAGAGGCAAAGAAACGUCUCUCCGAAAGAUGGGCCAUGAUGGCAUCUAACGGGAGUUGUCAAGAACAAAGACAUGUUCGGAGAAGCUCCAGCACAUUGGGUGAAAUGCUUGCUCUUUCUGAGGCAAAGAAGACAGCAAUGCCUGGGGAAAAUUGCAGUUCUAAUGAAGAAGCUAAGGAUUCUAAUUGUUUCUUGUUUAGUGAACAGAGGACGGACGAGAAUGUGGAUACUUCACCAAGGAAUCUCAUGAGGUCAAAAUCUGUUCCUGUAUCUUCUUCUCCGUUCGGAAGUAGUCUCAACGCAGAUAUUAAAGUUUCAGAUAAGGGCAAAUUAGAAGUUCGUAAGGAGGACAUGAAGACUAGAAGUGUUAAAUCAUCAUUCAAAGGGAAAGUUUCAAGCUUGUUUUUCUCAAGGAACAAGAAAAUAAGUAAAGAUAGAUCUUUCCCAUCUGAAACCAAAGAUGAAUUUCACUCCUAUCCUGGAGAAAUUACCAGUGACAGAACUGAGAGUCUUAUUGACAAAGGGUCCGACCAUUUGUCAUCUGGUCUGCUGGAGCCAUCAAGUAAAGAAACUUCCUCAAAUAUAAUUUUCAGCCAAGCCAUGGUAUCUGCUGAGAUCGGAUUGUCUGCGGCAAGACCUACUGCAUCUGGAAACUCUGGUGAAAAUCAGGACCAACCAAGUCCUAUAUCUGUCUUAGAUCCACCCUUUGAAGAGAAUGAACAUACAGCAAACAUGUUCCCUCAUUAUCUCAAGCCUGAUCGACAUGGAUUGCCACUUAAUCCCAUCUGUUCCAACUUGAUUGACAAAUCACCACCAAUAGGCUCCAUUGCCCGCACCCUAUCAUGGGAUGAUUCAUGCAUGGACACAGCCUCAUCAUAUCCCAUAAAGGAGUCCUUAACCACCCAAGGAACAGGUGAAGAACAAGAAUGGUUUUUCUUUGUUAAAACAUUAGUAUCUGUAGCUGGUCUCCAAGGUGAGGUGCGAUCCAACUCAUUUUUGGCCAGAUGGCACUCACUUGAAAGCCCAUUGGACCCAUCACUAAGGGACAAGUACAUCGAUCUAAAUGAGAAGGAGACACAGCAUGAAGCAAAGCGAAGGCAAAAGAGAUCACUGCAAAAGCUUGUGUUUGAUUGUGUAAAUGCAGCAUUAGUGGACAUCGUAGGAUACGAGUCAGACUCAGGCCGACGAGCCAUUCCAUGCGUUGAAACCAACAGCAGUGUAUUGGAAAAUGCAUCAACAUCAUCAUCGACAGUGUUGGAUGAGGUGUGGGCCCGGCUGAAUGAGUGGUUUUCUGGUGAGGUGGGAUGUGUUUGGGGUGAAUGUGGGGACGAAAACAGCCUGGUGGUGGAGAGGGUGGUGAGGAAGGAGGUGGUGGGGAAGGGGUGGACUGAGAAUUUGAGGUUGGAGAUGGAUAAUUUAGGAAAGGAAAUUGAAGGGAAGUUGCUGGAAGAGCUUGUGGAGGAGGCGGUGGUUGAAUUGACAGGUAGAGAGUGACGAGGCUUUUAAUAUUCUUUUAGCAACAUGUAUGCAUACUGAGCAAAACUUCUAUUAUUUUCGCGUUAUGUUUCACACGGCAAUGGUCCCAGCCAAUCUCGAUCUGUUCAGCG
Molecule: messenger RNA, 3463 nt
Organism: Sesamum indicum (sesame)
Lineage: Eukaryota; Viridiplantae; Streptophyta; Magnoliopsida; Lamiales; Pedaliaceae
Source: RefSeq, a predicted model, not a curated record